CGAGUAUGCGCCGGCCAUCUUCCUUCAGACCCGCUCGCCCCGAAGUCCAUGUCUCUAUUAUCAGCCUCUAUCAACGAGGUGGCCGAACGCCUCGAGGGUGCCCUCCUCGAGGAUGACCGCAAAAAGGCGAGCGCCACAUUGCCCGAGGUCGGCGAUCAACUCGUGCAGUGGCUCGCGCAG
Striga hermonthica is the source of this 180-nucleotide messenger RNA. NCBI's taxonomy places the organism in Eukaryota, Viridiplantae, Streptophyta, Magnoliopsida, Lamiales, Orobanchaceae. The record is from the annotation of a GenBank genome assembly.